This is a messenger RNA of Xiphias gladius (swordfish), 2118 nucleotides long. It is a transcript of the gene nufip1, whose product is annotated as nuclear FMR1 interacting protein 1. Gene Ontology annotation, cellular component: nucleus. The record is from RefSeq and is a predicted model, not a curated record. The coding region runs from base 191 to 2020 and encodes 609 amino acids. The transcript is spliced from 11 exons. Gene Ontology annotation, molecular function: RNA binding. Gene Ontology annotation, biological process: box C/D snoRNP assembly. NCBI's taxonomy places the organism in Eukaryota, Metazoa, Chordata, Actinopteri, Istiophoriformes, Xiphiidae.
AAAAAAAAUAGCAUCUUUAGCAAAAUCACAGACAAGACAUAGUUACAGUCGAGGGCGUAAUGUACAAUUUCAACUAAAAUAUCAUGACCAUAUUGAUAAGUAAACUUAAUACAUUUUUUAUUUUGGCUUUAUUCCAUGUGUUUUAUGUUCUUCCUGUUCUCGCGGAAGUGACGAAGGAAGGCUCCGAGGAAUGAACGAAAAUGGCCAUUAUCCCCCACCGGACUUCGGCUGUCCUCCACCGAACUCCAUUCAACCCUUCCAGCAGCCCCAGCAGCACCAGCAGCGGCCGCGCUCCAGCGGCUUCCACCCCAACAUGUGGAGCUGGUGCGAGACGCCCUCCGAGCCCAGCUGGGACUACGGCGACCAGGCGGCCUGGCAUCACGGGGCACCGGCACCGUUUGGUUUCCCAUCAGGUCGUGGAGGCCACCCGCCCAAACGUCCAUACGGUCAAAACUUUGGUCGUGAAUGGCAUCAAGGUGGGAGGCAGAAUUACGGACCCCCAGGCAACCAUGGAAAAAAGCAGAGAAAUAAAAAAGGACCAGAGUAUUCCCAUUUCUGUGACACAUGUGACCGGGGUUUCAAGAACCAGGAGAAGUAUGAUGAACAUUUGUCUCAGCACGUCAAGUGUUCUGUGCCCGACUGCAGCUUCACAGCUCACGAAAAAAUAGUCAGCAUCCACUGGAAAAAUAACCACGCACAAGGAAUGAAAAGAAUCAAGCUGGACACACCAGAGGAGAUUGCAAAGUGGAGAGAGGAGAGGCGCAAAAACUAUCCCACACUUCAGAACAUCGAAAAGAGGAAAAAAGUGAUGGAGGUGCGGGAGGAGACCGGAGGCGUUCUAGAGACAGCUCAGUUUGGACGAAUGAGAGGCAGAGGACGGGGUCGGGGUCGGGGUCGAGGUCGCGGUCGCGGUUGGGGUAACAGAGGGUUCCAGGAGGGACAGCCACGAGGCCCUCACUCAUUGGACAGAGGUGCCACGGAGAGACCCCCAACCCUCACCCAGCCACGCAGGGACGGGGAUCCACUGGGAGCACUGGCCAGCAGUGACCACGAUUCUGAUAGAGAAGAUCCCGCUGCCGAGUCCAGGACUGGUGGCCUGGUUGUGGCCCCUAAACAGAUGAGCUCAGCUCUGGGCUCCUUGGUGGCAAACUACGGCUCCUUGAGCGAGAGCGAAAGUGAUGAAGAACCAGAGACCACCCCUAUUCAGAGAGCCAAAGACCUUGUGCAAGAAAACCAGGUUCUCCUAAACACAAUACCCCCGGACUCCCCGGACAGGGGGUCCUAUAGAGUCAAGGAGACCUCUUCACAGGGCACAGAAACUAACAAAGUCCCCCAGCCUGACUCUGCUCUUUACACACCCAACAGCCGAAGAGGGAGGGGGGGAAGAGGAGGCAGAGGAGGAAGGGGAGGAAGGGGUGGUAGACACCAAGAUACACCUCAGAAACACUGUCCUACUCUACUUGAGAUGUUACUUGCCCCAGAUAUCCGCCAUGAGAGGAAUGUCCUCCUGCAGUGUGUGCGCUAUGUUGUCCGCAACAACUUCUUUGGCCUGGAGAGCAGACCUCAGCUCCAAAAAGGGGUCGGGGCUACACCAGCUGUCACAACCGGAGAGCGUGAAGGGGGGCAGAAAAAGCCAUCGAAGGGAGUCAGGGCUGUGUCCCAGUCUGCCUCUCCGGUUGGUGGAGAGAGAGGUCCAGCACAAAGUGGCACGGCAGUCCCAGAAGUUGGCAGUCAGGGGGAUUUAGAUUCCGGUAAAGCUGUUGUAGUCGACCAGUCUUUGCGAGAAAACUGUCUGGACCCGGGUUUAGUUACUGGCCAAUUUUGUUCAGAACAAUCUGAGGAUCCUCCUGUGGACUCAGCAGCCAGUGGUGAGCGGGUUGCAGGGGAUUUCAUCCAAAGGGCUGAAGAGACAACUGCCAGCAACUGCCGCAGCCUCGAGUUGAAAGUCACAGAUAAAAUCACAUCUGCCUGUAAUGUGUAUGAUGAUGAAAUAUGGGAGAGCCAUGGUGAUGUUUUGUGAAAUCCUAGCAAAUUAUUAUAAUGGAUUAAUCUUUUGUUCUAAAACAAAACUGAGACAUUCAGAUUUUUCUGUUAAUAUGCUUCUGUCCACAUAUUUUC